Lactuca saligna is the source of this 1524-nucleotide messenger RNA. Lineage: Eukaryota; Viridiplantae; Streptophyta; Magnoliopsida; Asterales; Asteraceae. The record is from the annotation of a GenBank genome assembly.
AUGAUGUCGUCGCAGCUUCUGCUUUCACCUUCUUGGCGACCUCACUCUUCUUUUCAUUCAGAUCUUGAUCAUUAUGAUCCAAAAAUAGAAGUUUAUGAAGGGGAACAUCACGACUUUUCUUCUUUAAUCGCUUCCGAGUCUGAAAACUCCUCAAAAUUUUCAUCGGCCAACUUCCCCACGUUAUCCUCUGAUUAUGAUCUUAUGCAUAACCCGUCAUCGGUAAUUAACAUGAAGGGGUUUGGUGAUGUUUGUGGAUGGUUGUGUGUUGAUGAUCAACAGAUGGAAGAGAUUCCAACCAAAAGGUCUAUCGGAGGUGACCAUGUAUUGAUGAGUCCCAACCAAAGCGACCAAUCCAGUGCGUCUUCCGUAUGUGCACCAUCAGAACAUCAGUCACCAAUGGAACAAACAGAUGAUUCCAUGGAAAGUGAGUCCCAAGAAGGAAUACAUAAUCUACUAAUGGCUUAUGCAGAUGCUAUGGGAAAGGGACAGGGAGAACUUGCCACAGUGAUAGUGAAAUGCAUAAGUGAAAAGACCAACACCAUUGGGUCACCCCUCGAACGCUUAGCCCUCAAUUUGUUCCAGCCAGAAGAAAAUCAAGGAGAAGCAUACCUUAAACAAGAAUCAAUAAGAAACUUCAAUCCAGCAUUCAGAGCCUUCUACGAUAUCUUUCCUUAUGGUCGGUUUGCUCAUUUUACAUCGAGUUCAGUCAUCCUUCAAGCAGUUCCCACCUAUGUUGACUCAGUUCACAUAAUUGACUUCGACAUAGGCGAAGGAACUCAAUGGCCUCCUGUGAUUGAAGCCAUGGCACGAGCAAAAAGAUCAUUAACCAUCACAAGUAUCAAACUAGAAGAGCAUGUCUCAGGAUUUGAGGAGACGAAGAGGCAGCUUCUUAACUAUGCAAGAACUUUUUGUCUAAAUUUGAUGGUAGCAGAGAUGGAAUUGUCACAAAUGGUGAAAGGAAUUGGAGGCAGAAAUUCUGGAAAUAAAUUCCUGGCCUUUAACUGUAUGGUUGGCCUUCCACAUAUGGGAAGGACAAGAAGAACAACUCAAGUUUUAGAGUUUAUAAAUAUAGCCAAAAGAAUUUUAGCGAAAAACAAAGGCAUCAUAACCUUUGGAGAUGGAGAAGAAAGUGAAAGAAUGGGGAAUUCCCCAGACUACGCUUCAUUCUUUAACAAACAUUUGGCACACUACAAAGCGCUGUACGAAUCAAUGGAAUGGGGUUUUCCUAGUUAUCUCAAUGAAGCGAGGAUAGCUAUGGAGACUCUUUUUCUUGCGCCUUAUGUAUCAUCUUUCUCUUGGUUCCAAAAAUGGAAAGAACAAAGAGAAGACAUGGUUUUCCAAGAGGGUUUCGGUUUAAAAGGUGAACGGAUGACCAUGGAAAGCCGGAAUGAAGCUAGAGAAAUGGUAAGGGAAGGAGAAACUCCAUACAAGAUUAGAGUUGAAGGAGAUGAUCAUAAUGAAAUGGUGUUGGAAUGGAGAGAAAUUCCAUUAGUUAGAGUUUCGGCUUGGAGACAAAUCAAAUAA